AUGGCUACAGUGCAGCUUGACACCACCGAAUCCCGGGCAAAGCAUGGUCACAGUGCGGCGUACCGGGCGGACAUCCUCCGCCAGGCGUGGAACUGUCCAAACCCGAGCCCUCGCCCACUCCGCCGCCGGACACGUCCGGGCGGAGCCGGACGAGUCCAUCUCCUCCACCGCCGCCACGUGGCACGCCGCCGGCCUCCCACCGCCGCGGCCCGCAGGCCCGCCGAGCCCAGCCACCGCCGCCCUAACGCCCGACGCCUCCUCCGCGCCCGCGCUGCCUCGCCGGGCUCCGGCCGCGCUCACCGCCGCCGCGGCGCCGUCCGCCGGCCUGCCCCGCCGCCCGCCGACCCGCCGGCAGGCCCCGCCGCCGCCUCACCGCCUCCCCGCGCCGGCGCCGACCCCCGCCACCGCGGCCACCGCCGCCUCGGACCUGCCCCGCCGGCGGCCUCCCUCUCCCUCCUCUCUCCGGCGAAGGACGUCCGCGACGCCGGCGAGCACCUCUGCCCCGAGCUCGAGCUCUUCCCGAUCGAGAUCCAGAUCCACUGUAGCGGUUGA
This is a messenger RNA of Aegilops tauschii subsp. strangulata, 552 nucleotides long. Lineage: Eukaryota; Viridiplantae; Streptophyta; Magnoliopsida; Poales; Poaceae. The record is from RefSeq and is a predicted model, not a curated record.